GCGCACCACACUGAUCCAAUGGCAGGAGCCAGGUACUUAACCUGGUCUCCCAUGGGGUGCAGGGCCCAAGAACUUGGGCCAUCCUCCACUGCACUCCCUGGCCUGGAAGAGGGGCAACCGGGACAGAAUCCGGCACCCCGACCGGAACUAGAACCCGAUGUGCUGGCGCCGCAAGGUGGAGGAUUAGCCUAGUGAGCUACGGCGCCGGCCUGUACUCUUCAAUCUUAAUUGUUUUAUUGUCUUUAUCCAAACAAUAAUAAUUAACAUAGAAAUAAAUUUUAUUUUAAUGUUUAUUAAAUGCUUAUUAAAUAUGAGGUGUUAUAUUAAUUUAUACAUGUAUAAACAUACACAUAUUUAAUCCUUAUAGCAACCUAUGAGUAGGUAUGAUUAAUUUCUUCUUACAAGUGAGAAAAUUGAGGCUCAGAGAUAUUAAAUAAGUUCCUUAAGUUGUAUUAUUAUAUAGCUGGUAAGUAAAGAGCUGAACAAGUAGUUCGGGCAUUCCAUCUUCAAAGCCCACUCUUCUAAUGUGUAGAUUCUGCUUCCUCAAGGGGAUUCCCUUCACUUUUCCCCAGUUCUUUAAACUGCAUCAAGUCUGGCUUAACCUAUCAGUCAAUGUACAAUGUAUAAGUAUCUAGCAUUGUGCCAAGGGUAAGGAUAUACUAGAGAGUUUUAAAAUGGUGUUUUUUAUGAUAAGGGCCCUGUAUAUUUUUGUUAGCCACAGAAAACCUACAGAUAUCAAAUAACUAGUGGAAAACAUCAUCUCUAUUGAGUGAUAAAUUGGGCAGUACAGACAAAUCAUAGAUUCAUAUUGUGAGAAUCAAAGAAAAGGACUUCUGAGACCACCUAUGCCAUUGUGCUUGUUUUGCAGUUGAAUAGCUUAAUGGCAUAUCAUGAAGUGCUAAUCAUUUGAUGCAGAAACAUAACAAUCAACAGAGCUUAAAGGCUGGUGCUGCAGCUCAAUAGGCUAAUCCUCCACCUUGCGGUGCCGGCACACUGGGUUCUAGUCCCGGUCGGGGCACCGGAUUCUGUCCCGGUUGCCCCUCUUCCAGGCCAGCUCUCUGCUGUGGCCAGGGAGUGCAGUGGAGGAUGGCCCAAGUGCUUGGACCCUGCACCCCAUGGGAGACCAGGAUAAGUACCUGGCUCCUGCCAUUGGAUCAGCGCAGUGUGUUGGCUGCAGUGCGCCGGCUGCGGCGGCCAUUGAAGGGUGAACCAACGGCAAAAGGAAGACCUUUCUCUCUGUCUCUCCCUCUCACUGUCCACUCUGCCUGUCAAAAAAAAAAAAAAAAAAAAGAGCUUACAGAGAUUGGGGAAUAGGUAGUACAUCAAAAGGCAUUGAGGAAAGGGGGGCAAUGUUAAUAGUUGUCAUCAAAGAAUGAUUCACAAAGGAUGUAGGACCUGAUUUCAACUUACAUGAUGGGGAGCUUGUCUUUGGGGGAGAUUGUUUGUAGGGAUGUGUGCAUUGUGUGUAUACAUGAGUGCACACAUACCCAGUACAUCAGGAAUGAAGCCAUGCAGUGACUGAAGUGUAAGACUUAUGCUGUCUGCUUGUUCACUUUUCUAUCUCUGGUAUUGAGUUUGAUAGUGGGUGAGCAUUGUAAAAGAUAUAGGUUCCUGACCCUCACCCAGAUUGGUUAAAUCCCAGUCUUUAGAGGUUGACAUGGGACAUCAGUCUUUUUUGUUGUUGUUGUUGUUUUAAAAAAAGCUCUUCAGGUGUUUCGAAUGUGAAGACAGUAUUGAGAACUAUGAGAAAGUAUGGGCAUGGUGUCUUGUCGUGAUGUUGCUAUUUAGUAAAGAAUAUAAUAAAUGUGCUCAAUAGCCUAUGGCCAGUGCCCUGUAGACAUACAAUGGCAUAACAUAACAGAAGGAUUUGAAAUGAGAUGAGAUGAUAAGGGAUAGAUAGAUGAAAGGGGGGAGGUGCUGAGAAGACCAUUUAGCAAACAAUUAUAGUAAUUAUGGAUUAGGAGGUUGAAGCCUUGCCUAGGGUGGUUUUUCUGGAAAUAGAAAAAGGAAAGGUGUAAUCUGAGACUUUUCUCAAAGGCUUGCUUAAUUGUAAAAUCUAAAGGAUGAGGAAAAAAGAAUAGCCCAAGAAAUUAAGUGGCAAAUACCUGCCAAAUGAUAGGUUACAUUAUGAAAUGUUUUUAGGAUGCUCGGAAUACAAAAAUAUAACAUUUAAUGAAAAACUAAUACUUGAGUUUUUACAAGUCAGCAUUUAACAUUGACUAAUUUGAUGGUGAUUUUGAAACUUAAUAUUGACUUGUGGUAGGAGCACUAUUUUAGAUGGAACUGGAGGACAUUUUGUUAGGUGAAAUAGAUGAGAUGCAGAAAGACAAAUACUGUGUUCUCCCACAUAUGUAGAAGCUAAAUAAAACCUCGAUAUGAACACAAAAUGGUGAUUACUAGAGGCUUGUAGGGGUGGAGGUAGAUAGAGAGUGUUUAAAUAACAGGUACCAAAUCAGCAUUUGAUUGAAAGUUCCAAGUGUUACACAGCAUAGUGGUCAGAAUAAUAGUUCACAAUAACCUAGUGUAUAUACUAUGUGUAAAAGUGGAAGAAACAAAUUCCAUGCCUCCAAUAAUUAAUGUGAAAGAAGUGGAAGUGCUGAUUACCGUGUUUUGAUAAGUACACAUUGUGUAUGUGUAUUAAAAUAUACAGUGUAGCCCACAAAUAUUCAUAAUUAUUGCUAAAAAGAGUGAUUUUGUUUGAUAUAUUUACCUAGAUAUCCAGUGAUUGUUCUUAGAUUUAUACUCCUUUUCCAAGACCCUUAUCACCACUAAUGGAGUGAAACAGUGCUACAUAGUACUUCCAUUUAUAUAAAUUCAUGAUGUGUCUCAUGGCUUCCAUUAGUCAGUGCCAUAUUUGAGUGCACUAUCACAGAGUUCCUACCUAUAACUUCAAUCACUAUAUGAGAAGUCUGGAGGGAGAGAGUUGCUGACAUUAGUCCAGGCCUCAUGGACAUCAUAAUCAAUAUCUCCAUGAUUCUGAAGGUUCCUUUCAUGGUUCAAGGACAUCAUGUAUAUUCUAACCAGCAAGAGAGGUUAAGCAUGGUUUAAGAAAUCUAUAAUCUUUUUUUUUUUGAUAGGUAGAAUUAGACAGUGAGAGAGAGAGAGAAACAGAGAGAAAGGUCUUCCUUCCGUUGGUUCACCCCCCAAAUGGGUACUACAGCUGGCGCACUGCAAUGAUCCGAAGCCAGGAGCCAGGUGCUUCCUCCUGGUCUCCCAUGUGGGUGUGGGGCCUAAGCACUUGGGCCAUCCUCCACUGCCUUCCUGGCCACAGCAGAGAGCUGGACUGGAAGAGGAGCAACCGGGACAGAACCAGCACCCCAACCAGGACUAGAACCCCGGGGUGCCGGCGCCGCAGGCGGAGGAUUAGCCUACUGAGCCGUGGAGCCCAGAAAUCUAUAAUCUUAAAAGGAAGCUGCUAGCAAACCUGCCUAGCCUUUGUGUCAGAGAGAGAUUUUCUUAAUUAUUUUGUUCAAGAAACAAAGCUGUGCUCCAGAGGGACAUAUGGUGUUCUUCAAGGCUGUACACUAUAUGAACAUCCUUGAAGAGAUCUAGAAUAGAAGUUUUUUCAGUGACUAUGCAGAAAUGUUCAGAAACUGAUGGAGAAUUGUUUUCCAAGAAAGUCCUUGCCUGCGAACAUUUUUUUAAGAUUUAUUUUUUUAAAGAUUUAUUUAUUUAUUGGAAAGUCAGAGUUACACAGAGAGAGGAGAGAGAGAGAGAGAGAGAGAGAGAGAGAGCGCUUCCAUCUGCUGAUACACUCCCCAAUUGGCUGCAUUAGCCCAAGCUGCGCUGAUCUGAAGGCAGGAGCCAGGAGCUUCUUGCAGGUCUCCCACGUGGGUGCAGGGGCCCAAGGGCUUGCUUUCCCAGGCCAUAGCAGAGAGCUGGAUUAGAAGUGGAGCAGCUGGGACUAGAGCUGGUGCCUAUAUGCAAUGCUGGCACUGCAGGUGGCAGCUUUACUCGCUAAACCACAGCACCCCCCCCCCACCGUUAACAUUUUUAAAUGCCAUCUUUAGCAAAGAUAUUGACUAAAAAAAUGAAGGCACCAUCAAAUUCUGUCAUUUUGGUGUCAUUUUCUAAUAAUGUCUUGGUAGAAAUAUCAGAAAGUAUUGUGAAAAAUAGUUAGACUUAUUAUCAUUAAUAACUCAAGUAGUUGAUCCAUAUCACUAUUGAUGCAGCCUUGAAAUAAAAUUUCUCUUUAUUUCUCUUUCAAGUUUCUGGAUUUAUCCUGUUGAAAGAUACACUGAAAUUGCAAAGAAAGCUAUUAAAAACCAUUUCUAUUUGCCGUUAUUUUGUACGUGAAUCACAGUCAUUCCAAUGAUGUGAAACAAGUAGAAAUUCAAAAUUAAGUGGAAUGUAAAAUUAACAAUCUACAGAACUUUAUGGAAGUAUUAUACCUUAAUGUAUGCAAAUUAAAACAACAGUAACAACAUUUAUGAGGUUUGGGUAAAUUCCAGGAUGUGCUGCACACUAUGACAAAAGAAUCAAGUACACUACAAAUGUAUGAUCCAAUCUUCCUGAAGAGAGUGGAGAGAAAAAAGAGUGACUUCAGUAACUAGAAAUGAGUGAAGUCGUUAACUGUAGAAGAAAUUGCAUGCAAGCACGUAUUAUGUUGAUAAAGUCAUUUCCCAUAGGAAUGUGGGAUAACAAUUCUGAAAACACUACAUAUGUGUAUCAGAACUGAAUCUUUAUGUCAGGUGGAUCACUGGACAUGAGGACUGGGGAGGGGCCAAAAUGCCCUUCUUCUGGGGUGAAUCCAAGGACUCUUUUCUCUUCUGGGAACCACCCACAACCACCCACUUUGUGGUUUAACUUGUGGUUAAAGUAUCCAAUUAAAUGUAAGCACAACCAAACUAGAAAAGUCUAGUUUGUAGCCACAUGGGCAGAGAGCUCAAAUGUACGCAACUCCCAGAUGUCAAUCAGAAAUGUGGGUCAUGAGCAUCACAGGUUCAUCACAGUCAAGUCCCCUCAUCUCUUAGGGAUAAAAGCCUCAAAACAGGAAGAAAGGUGCUCCCUUGACUGUCUCAUUCCUCUCUUGGAAUGUGCUUUAAUAAACUUCUAUUUACUAUUCCUUCAUGGGCCAUAUGCUCUCUUGACUGGCCUGUUUUUCCCUUGGAACUUACUUUAAUAAAAUUUUAUUUUACAAUCCUUACUUCUGUCUCUCUGAAAUAUAAUUCUUUACUACAUUGGUGUAAAGCAACCAAGGCAAGCUGGCUUCCUCCGAUGAGAAGUAUAUAAAUAAAUAUUCCUUAAAGCUAGAGUGGGAGGUCACAGAUAAGCAAGGGAAGAAGACUGGAAUGAUUUGUGUGGUAAUGAGUUAGAGGUGGAGAUAAUAAUAUGAACUCAUAGUUAGUGUCAAAUCUUGGUUUCUGAUUCCACUUUCCAACAAAAGGAACCAGGAGUCCUUAGAGAAAUGGCAGAGUUUUAGUGUAGGGCAGGGUAAGCCUAAAGUACCUUAUAGUGUUGAAAAGUAGAAAAUUGCUCAACAAAACACACACUUUGUGGGUUACGUUGAAUGGAUAUUAGGGACCAGAUGAAAGAGUUCCCAGCAGCCAAAACUAGAAUAAUUUAUGUGCAAAAUAAACAAGUAGUUUGGAUUAUAAUCUGAUAUACAAUAUAAAUAUCUGUUGACCUAUAGCAAUAGUAAUAUAAAAUGAUUGAAUAAAUAAGUGAGGGAAGAACAGACAAAUCUGGUGCAGAAAACUCUGUGCGUAAAACCACUAGCUCAGCGAGCUGGUCAAAGUUAAUGUAAUAAGCCAUGUUGAUGGUAUGUGCCCCUGAUAAGAUGUGCUAAGAAUAGCUGUAGCUCUGUUGUCUUUGGGGAAAGACGACAAAAUCUCAAUCCAUGUCAUAAUGAGAAAAACAUCAGCUAGUUCCAGCUGAAGGAGAUUCUACAAAAUAACUGAACAGUACCCUCAAAGCUAUCAAGAUGAUGAAAAACAAAAAGAGUCUAAGAAACUGUCAUAGCCACGGGGAAUCCUAAGGUGAAUUAAUGACUAAUUAUAAUGUGGUCCUUUUAUACUGAAUAAGAGCCUGGAACAGAAAAAGGACAUUAGGUUAAAACUAAGGAAUUCUGAAUGAAAUGAAUACUAAUGUGUAGUGAUGGUUUAGUAAUUGUGACAAAUGUGCCAUACUAAUAGAAGAUAUUAUAUAACAACAGAGGAAACUGGAUUUGGAAUAUAUGAAAACCCUCUAUACUGUCUUGCAAGAUUUAUGUAAAGCUAAGUCUAUUCUAAACUAAAAAUGAUUAUUCCACAAAGUACAAAUAUAAACUAUAAUGUUCUUUCCAUCACAAAAUAACUGGUACAUAUCUAUGUGCGUGCCCUCUGACCACAGAUUUGAAUUAAUGACAAUGUUUUACUUUAGUAAAUUAUGAAACUUUAAAUAGGCAGCAUUGUGCCUUUUAUGAUGAAUAUUUCAUGGACUUAAUCCUUAUAUAUAUUUCAAAUAUGGGCUAAAAUUUCAGGUAAUUUUCAUAUUUAAAGGAUCUGAUGAAGAACUGUUUGCAUUUUCUUAGUAAAGUUUCCCUUCUUCAGUUACUUUGACCAUCCAUUCCAUUUGUGCAUUAAUGUAGUGAUCCAAUAUGUUAUUUUACUUUAAAAAAUAUAUAUUUUUGGUGGUAGAGGUGAGGGAAAGAUUUCAACUGCUGAUUUACUCCCUAGAUGCCCAUAACAGCUAGGGCUUGGCCAGGCUGAAGAAGGAGCUGGAAAAGUCCAACUACUUGAGCUAUUAAUGCUGCCUCUCAAGGUCUGCAUCGGCAGGAAGCUGGAAUCAGGAACCAUGUAUUCAACCCAGGGCACUAUGGACUGACAAAGUUCAGAAACAUCUGGUUUUUAAGCAAAGACAUGGAAACAUCAGUUGGUGGGAAAUACUGGACUGAGCUGAACCUGGCUAUGAAUGAACAGAAGGAGAAAAUUACAGAAAAGUUCAUUCUUUCAAUGUCAGCAAAGGAACACAAAAAGGCACAAGAAGAGGUGAGCAAGCUGAUUGAUGAAUUGCAGACAGCUAUCAAAAGCAACAGAGGUCAUCUCUCGAAACUUGGCCCCCAAUUACAGGCUGAGCAGGAGCAAUUCUCCUCUUAUGUCUACCAACACAUUAAAAGCCUUCCAGCAAACACACUGUUCCCAAGAGGCCUGAAACUCAAGGUAUUUGAAAAUGGCAAAGACACUGGCGAGAUCCCCGUUUGUAUCAGUGUAAAAGAUUUGUGUUCUGAUAGCCCAACUCAAACUGGCAAUCUGAUGGAAAGAUUACUUCUCAAGAUUCAUCAAAGACUUCGAGGUUCUUCCAUCAGCCCACCAGGCCUCCAUUUUUCUUCAACUCGGCUUUUUGACGAGCAUGGUCAAGAAAUUAAGAAUCCACUUUUGCUGAAGAAUGAGCAAAAAAUCUGGGUCUCUUAUGGUAAAACAUACAGAUCUCCACUGAACCCUGUGUUAGGUUUGACCUUUGACCGAGUGACUGCAUUUGUCAGAGGUGGCGUCACAGUUGCCUAUAAGAUCUUUUCGGAUCAUACUACUGUUCUACUACCUGGAUAUGACAAUUGGGAAGUUUGUGAAGGCUUUCCAAUUAAUUUCAACUGUACCAGUCAACAGAUACCUGAUCACUUUGAAAAGGUGGAUUUGGACAACCAUUUCCUACAGAACAAGGUGGAUCCCAGUAUCAUCCUUCAUGCCUCUGUUUCCAUUGGAAAGCGGAGUCCCUCCAGCAGUCAAGUGAGCAGCAGGAGUCCAAUAGCACUGUCAACCCUGGGGCCUGCCGCCAGUGUGUGGCUGAUCACGAAGGCUGGAAUGAUCCUGAGCAGAGCGAUAACUCAGGGCUGUCUUGCUAUUGGUCAUCCAGUCAGAGUCAGUGCUGCGGAGGGAACAUCACUAGAAGGAUAUAAAUUAGUCCUACAGAAAAGACGUAAAGGAGAUGAAUCUCAGAAGUGGGUGUUCGGAGCUGAUGGUUGCAUUUACUCUAAGGCUCUUCCUCAAUUUGUUCUGACCCACCUAGAGGAGCUAAACGCACGAGUGCAUGUGGCCCAGACGGAGUAUCACAGUCACCAUGGCACCAGGACCACAGCUCAUCAGGAACGUGGCAGAAACUUAGCAGAAGAGGUGCUGCAAGAGAAUGCCAGCAACCCUGGUUUGAAGCAACUACCAGAACCCUCAGACACCCACUUCAUGCCAGAAGGUUCUCUUGAGGAGACAAGGCAGCUGACAGUGGCACUGGUGAGGAAGCUGAAAGAGAAACAUCCUAGGGCUGCUGCUCAGAGGUGGGCCAUAAAGCAUGAAGGGACUAGUAAGCCAGGCCAGUGGAAACAUUCCCGAGUUGAAAAUCCUCUGUGGAACAAGCUUGCGUACAUGUGGCCAGUCCUGCCCAGUGGCCAGCUGAAUGAGGAGUUUGAUUGGCCAAUAGAAGGACUGCUUGUUCCAAAUAGUCCUCCCAUGAAGAAACCCAUCUGUAAGAGCCCAGAGCAAUGUGUACCUGUGAGACUGAGAGUGCUACAGAAUGGAGACAAGAAUAAAGACAGAUACAUGGUUAUAAUUGGUCCAGACAUCUCAUCUGGAUGGAGAACAGAAAAUUCUAUCACUAAAAAGAAAAAGGAAACCUAUGUCACUGAAUAUUCUGAAACAAAAACAAACCAGAUUGAAUUUCAGCAAAUUUUGGAAAGGUGCACUGAAAUUUUAAAUUUACCUUCCGCAGCUCGGAGACUGUUUAAUGAAAAGGGGAAGGAAAUCUUUGCCCUGAGAGACCUGCAAAGAGAUGAACUGGUGUACGUUUCGUGCGGAGAACCGUGGAUCAAUCCUGAUGUAGCCACAGCUCAGCAAAAGCAGCGAAUCCUCCUCAGGAACUUAGCAUCGGAUGUUUCCAAAAUGCAAGCCUUCUGCAGCACGCAUAAGCCAGAGGCUCUCGUUUUAGAAGUCCAAAGUGACAUUGCGUCUGGAAGCAAGCUUGCUGUGCGCAAACCUAUAGUAAUUUUUGGAGAAAAGAAGGAAGUUACAGAACCAGAGGAAAAGCAAAUGCAGGCUGUUUUAACAAUGGAAAGUGCUUCCAGAGAAAUUCUAGAUUCACAUGCAAGAGCCCAUCUCCGAAUGGAGGCCAGCCAGCCACUUCUCAGGUACGCCUGGCAGGAGAUUCCUCAUGGCUUGGAGGAGGAUGACAAUCUUCCAAAGGACACGGACGAAGGGCUCUGUGGGGAUGUGGAAGCACCGAAGAAAUACAGCCAUUCUCCAAAGCAAAGUAGAUUGCAGAAGCUUUGCCAUCAGCAGUUUGAAUUCAGAGAUGGGCAAAUUGUCAGCCAUGCUGCUCCUCAGCUAGUCUUGGGGGUACAGGGUCCUGGCCUGCAUUCAGGUACAGAGGUGGUUUUGGUCAAGAAGAAACCCAAUGAUAGCCAUCAACGCUGGAUACACAAGGAAGAUAGCAGGACCUUUCACUUGGCGAGUAACCGAGAUCUUGUGCUGGCAGUGUCCAUGACCAAGGCUAGAAAUGAAGCCAGUGGCUAUCCAGUGAUUGUUCAGAAAUAUAAGGAAUACAACAAUGGAACUGCCAAUCAAAAGUGGCAUUACAUGGAAAAUAUGAAAGCGUUUAUGGCCUUUCAUAGCAGUGCCCUGGACAAGGAAAUCACAUCAGCAAAUUACGCUGGCAUCUGUACAUCUUGUGUUAGUAAAGAAAACAUUGAUCAACCAGGAUACUAUUACCUCUCACCUGGUGGAAAGAGAAUAAUACUCUGCUUGGCUUGUGGAGGAUCCAUGAGAACAGAGAAGGAAUUGAAACAGGUGCUUCCAGGGUUUCCAUUCCUCUGUGCUUCAGGCUCCAAAACCUCGCGAGGGCCUUUCAAGGUCACCAACGUGGCCAUGGUUGAUUUAUCAUCCUCCGAGGCUGAGAAAACCCUAAGUUGUUAUGAAGAACGUCUGCUAUCUUUCCGGAUGAAGGCUGGCAUGCAAGCUGUAUCUCACAGUGGUGUAGCGGCUAAGCACCAGAAGGAAGUGAAAAUAAUUGCAUACAAAAAUGGGGAUGGAUAUCGUAAUGGGAAGUUAAUUGUGGCUGGAACGUUCCCCAUGCUUCUUACAGAGUGCACAGAAAAACUUGGGCUUGCCAGAGCAGCCACCAAAGUUUAUACCAAGGAUGGAACCCCAGUCUGUACUUUGUGUGAUUUGGUUUCAUGGGCUCUAGAAGAAUCUUUCAUUCAGAGAGACUCCAAGGAACAGGAGAAAGUUGCAGCUCCUAUUGGACCAGAAGAGACAACUCUCCAAAAAAACCCAAGAGUGAUAUUGAAAAAUAAAUUAUUUCCAAAGUCUUUGACAUCCAACAGUUUGGAUGAUAUCGAUACAUCUUUGCUCAUCCAGAUCCUUAGAAAUCCUAUUGCCAUUUGGGUAUCUUGUGGUGAGCCAUUUCAACCUCCAAAUGCUUUGCAGAAAGCAGAAACAUUCGAGAAACAGAUUUGGCUUAAAAAGGACAAAAUUUUGGCUGAUCUGGAUUCCAUGAAACACAAAAUGAGACAGUUAAAAGGGCGCCGUGUAGCAGCAUGUCAGCCAGCCACCAUGAUUCCCACCCAAAGCCCUGCGCAGCCAGUGGUGGUGGAAGGAGGAUGGACUGAACAGACUCCAGAGGAAAUUAAACUCAUGGAACUUAUAAGACAUACAGAGGCACACCUUUCUGAAGUCCAGGAACAACAGUCCAAAAGAAGCUUUCCAGUUGUGAGUAAACGUCUGGCGGUGAAGCGGAGCAGUCUGUACAAGCAACCCGACACAAAACGGGUCUGGACCUACCUAAACGGAAGCAGACCUGAGGACGGCACCUACGCCUGGGGGAAAACCAUCUCAGAGCUGUUGGAGAAUUGUUCCUCUCGUCUCAAAAUGGCCCACCCAGCCAGAGCACUGUAUACUCCAGAUGGAAAGCUCAUUGAGUCAUGGGAUGAUGUAGAACGAGACAUGGUCAUCUGUGUGGCCACAGGACAUGACUUUGUAACCCAAAAAGAAGUACAAGAGAAGAGAAAUGAAGACCAAAAGGUAGAGAGACAAAGAUUUAUUGGGAUGCCUUGCCUAGCAUUGAGGAGUGCCACAAAGAUUCCUCCUGUAUCACCCUUCACUAUGGAAGAAGCCCCACUCUUCAUAUUCUUUGAAUUCUGCUGUUCACAUCAUCUACCACUACCCAUAACCCCAGAGCUUGGUGACCGUCACUGUGUGGUCGCUUACAAAAAUAAGAGUGAAGUUCUUAUAAUCAGUUUAAGCGACAACUUUCUACAUUACCAAAAUGCAGAGUCUAUAGAAGAAGUAUGUCAGCCUUCCUUUCCUGGAAAAAAAAUCAAUCUAAUUAAGAAUGUGAACAUAUUUGAUAUGAUUAAGCACAAUUGAAUAGCAAGCAAACAUAGUAUGGUAGAAGGCACGUUCCCAGUUCCCUAGUUGGGCUUAAUCUUUCAUAUGCCUGGGACUGGCUCCUGCACAUACCCUACCCUCCUUCCCACAUUGUGUUCACUGGGCUUGCCUGAUGCAUAAAGCUACGUAUGCUUCAGACAAGCUAGCCAAAAGGGUUCCGAACCUCAGAGAGAAAUGCUUCCCAGAAGCAAGCCUGUCAUCAAUAAAAACUGUGCAGGUAGGACAGAAAAAUGGGAAAUAUAAAUAGUAGACUUGACCACUUUCCUCCAUGUUAGUUACGGGAACCUCAGGCAAGAUUAUGUAGACAAAGUUUCAUUUUUGCAUCUUCGCUUUCAAAGACACAUGGAUUACGCUCAUGUAAAAGUUAAUUCCUUCCCUAUGCAAGUAGGUUGUUCAUUUUCUUUUCUUUUUUUGCUUUUUUUAAGAUUUAUUUUUAUUUAUUUGAAAGAGAGUCACAGAGAGAGGUAGACAGAGAGGUCUUCAUCCGCUGGUUCACUCCCCAUAUGGCUGCAAUGGCCGGAGCUGCGCUGAUCUGAAGUCAGGAGCCAGGAGCUUCCUCCAGGUCUCCCAUGUGGGUGCAGGGGCCCAAGGACUUGGGCCAUGUUAUACUGCUUUCCAAGGCCAUAGCAGAGAGCUGGAUCGGAAGAGGAACAGCCGGGACGAGAACUGGCACCCAUAUGGAUGCCGGAGCUUCAGGCCAGGGCUUUAACCUGCUGCACCACACUGCUGGCCCCUCUCAUAACACUUUCAUGUUGGAAGAAUUACGAAAGGGUCUAAUUGUUCUUCAGAAACUCUUUUUUACUGGUUUCAUUUUGUUGUUUUUUUUUUUUCUUAAAAUAAUUGUGAGAAAUAAUUAGCUGGAAUUUAGAUAUACAGAAUAGUUUUAAAAAGAGAGAUAUUCCACUACAUAUAUGUACUUAUUAAGUAACUUUAAAUCAAUCAUUUCACUUGUGAUUUCUCUGUGACCUAUUGGCUUAGCUAUGUAGUAAAAGAAUGCAAAGACAGCCUAUGAGUUUCAAAACUAAACACUCUGUAAGAACUGACUUUCUGUGCUAUAAUGUCAAAAAACAUUUAGCAGGUAGAAGUUAGUUAUCAAAUAAUCACACUAGGUUUUUGAAGAAUGAAUUUGAUUCAGCAAAAACAAAGCAGAUGCCAUUUGAAUGAUUCCUUUCACACAAAGCCCCAACAGUUAAACGAGUGCUUUAUGCUGCUUGCCAUAAAAUUUGAACACCAUUAUCAUGGCUAUGGCUUCCAUCUUUCCAGUAGAUCCAAGUUAGCUUCCAGUUCAGCCUUCAUAAAAUGCCUAGGAGGAAGCCCUGCGUAACAACCUCCAUUUUUAAGAAACCAGGAGAAUGCUAAUACAGUCUGAUGCGGUAAGGAAGUGAAGUGUGUAAUGAGAGCCCCGUGUGGGAGUCAAGGAUUUCUGCAGGAUCUUGAAGGUUUUCAUCAUCCUGAACUCAUUUUUUUUUCUUUGACAAAUACUCUGACU
Molecule: messenger RNA, 12837 nt
Organism: Oryctolagus cuniculus (rabbit)
Lineage: Eukaryota; Metazoa; Chordata; Mammalia; Lagomorpha; Leporidae
Source: RefSeq, a predicted model, not a curated record